AUGUCACCGCCCGACGAAGACGGCGUGGCGGCGUGGCUGCGGUACGGCGAGCUGCCGGCGGCGGCGCGGACGGCGGCCAACAGUCCGGCAGUGGACACGGUGGUGGUUCUCGGCGAUGGCGACGACACGAGCCCGGUCACGGUGGCGGGCCGCGAGCUUGUGGACGGGUUCCGCACGAUUCUGGGGCAGUCGGUGACGGUCGUCCGCAGUGUCCCGCUGUCCAACGCGUCGUCGGGCGGCCUUGUGCUCGUGAUCGGCACGCUCAAGGCGUACAUGAAGGGCGGGCACACAGCACCGGCGGACGCGGCGGCGGCCGAGGUUCUCUCGCACGAGGACGGCUACUGGGUGGGCGCGUCGACGUCGGCGCAGCACGUCGUGCUCGGCCACGACGAGCGCGGCGUGCUGUACGGCGCGUUUGCGUAUCUCUCGCGGCUCGCGCAGGGCACGCUGUCGCUGUCGCCCGGCCUCGGCCUCGGCUUCGGCAGCCGCCCCAGCGCGCCGAUCCGGUGGGUCAACCAGUGGGACAACAUGGACGGGUCGAUUGAGCGCGGGUACGGCGGGCGGUCGCUGUUUUUUGCCGACGGGCAGGUGCGGCAAACGGCGGCGGCGCUGGCGCGCGUGCGGGCGUACGCGCGGCUGCUGGCGUCCGUGGGCCUCAACGGCGUGGUGGUGAACAAUGUGAACGCGGAUGCGUCGCUGCUGACGGACGCGAACCUGGCGGGGGUGCAGGCGGUGGCGGACACGAUGCGGCCGUACGGCGUGCGCGUGGGACUGGCGCUCAACUUUGACGCGCCGCGGACGCUGGGCGGGCUGGCGACGGCGGACCCGCUGGACGCCGGGGUGGAGGCGUUCUGGGCGGACGUGACGCGGCGCGUCUACGGGCGCGUGCCGGACCUGCUGGGCUACACGAUCAAGGCCAACUCCGAGGGCCAGCCCGGCCCGCUGAGCUACGGGCGCACGCUGGCCGAGGGCGCCAACGUGCUGGCGCGGCCGCUGCAGCCACACGGCGGGCUGGUGCUGUACCGCGCGUUUGUGUACGACCACCACCUGCGCGAGGAAGACCCCACGAGCGACCGGGCGAACGCGGCGGUGGACUUUUUUGCGCCGCUCGACGGCGCCUUUGCCGACAACGUUGUCGUACAGGUCAAGUUCGGGCCCAUCGACUUCCAGGUGCGCGAGCCGCCGUCGCCGCUGCUGGCGCGCCUGCGCAGGACGCCGGCGGCGAUCGAGUUCAUGGUGGCGCAGGAGUACAUGGGCCAGCAGUCGCACGCCGUGUACCUGGCGCCGCAGUGGCAGGAGAUCCUGGCGUUUGACAUGCGCGUGGACGGCGCGCCGUCGCGCGUGCGCGACCUUCUCGCGCCGGACACGACGCCUUUUGGCUGGGCCACGACGGGCUACACGGCCGUCGUCAACGUCGGCAGCGACCCGACGUGGCUCGGCCACUACCUGGCCAUGGCCAACCUGUACGCCUACGGCCGCCUGGCGUGGCGGCCCGCGGACGACGCGCGCGACAUCCUCGAGGACUGGAUUCGCCUGACCUUUGGAGCCGGCGACGCGGCCGUCGUGGCCGCCGUGUCGUCGCUGCUCAUGGACUCGUGGCCAGCCUACGAGGGACACUCGGGCAACCUGGGCGUGCAGACGCUGUGCGACAUCCUGUACACGCACUACGGGCCGUCACCGGCGUCGCAGGACGGCAACGGCUGGGGCCAGUGGACGCGCGCCGACAGCCAGGGCAUCGGCAUGGACCGGACGGUGGCCACGGGCACGGGCAACGCCGGCCAGUACCACGCCGCGGUGGCGGCCGUCUUCGAGGACGUGCGGCAGACGCCCGACGACCUGCUGCUGUGGUUCCACCACGUGCCCUACACACACGUGCUGCGCUCCGGCAAGACGGUCAUCCAGCACUUUUACGACGCCCACUACGCCGGCGCCGCCACCGUGCAGACGUUUCCGGCGCGCUGGGCCGCGCUCCGCGGCAAGAUCGACGACGCCCGGUUUGCGCACGUCGCCUUCAAGCUGGCGUACCAGGCGGGCCACGCGCUGGUCUGGCGCGACUCCGUCUGCCGCUUCUACCGGACACUGAGCGGCAUCGACGACGCGCACGGGCGCGUCAACAACCACAUGUAUCGCAUCCCCCUGGCCGCCCCGUCGCCCAACGUCGUCCUUGAUGGCUACGAGGUAGUCGAUGUCACGCCGCCCGAGGCCGCGUCCCACGGACGCGCCGUGCAGACAGCACCGUCGACCGCCACGGGCACCGUGACCGUGACGCUCGCAGUCGACGACGGCGUCUACGACAUGGCCGUCAACUACUACGACACCUCGGCUGGCCGCGCCACGUACGAGCUACUGCUCAACAGCCGCCCGAUCGGGCAGUGGGCCGGCAACCUGCAGGACCGCCUGGGCCACGACUUUUCCGCGUUUGUCGACGGCCACUCGGCGACGCGCGUCUACUUCCGCGGCGUCGCACUGAAAACGGGCGAUUCGCUGGCCAUUGUGGGCCAUGCCGACGGCAACGAGCGGGCGCCGCUCGACUACGUGUCGAUUCUGCCCGAGGGCGUUGUCGACUAG
Messenger RNA from Sporothrix schenckii 1099-18, 2568 nucleotides. RefSeq names its product alpha-glucuronidase. The transcript has a single exon. Gene Ontology annotation, cellular component: extracellular region. Gene Ontology annotation, biological process: xylan catabolic process. Lineage: Eukaryota; Fungi; Ascomycota; Sordariomycetes; Ophiostomatales; Ophiostomataceae. Gene Ontology annotation, molecular function: alpha-glucuronidase activity. The record is from RefSeq and is a predicted model, not a curated record. The coding region runs from base 1 to 2568 and encodes 855 amino acids.